Molecule: messenger RNA, 1170 nt
Organism: Eimeria acervulina
Lineage: Eukaryota; Apicomplexa; Conoidasida; Eucoccidiorida; Eimeriidae
Exons: 6
Coding region: 1-1170 (389 amino acids)
Source: RefSeq, a predicted model, not a curated record
AUGGCCUGGAUUCUUCGCGCAGAAUUCGAGUAUUUGUUGUGUCUCACCUCCGAGAGGUUGGAUGUGGCGAAGUCGCGAGCGCUGCUGCAUGCAGCUCUUGACGCUCGGCUUCUUCUGACAGACGACCCCUUGUACAACGCCUACGUUGACGCAGGGAAGGUUGCGCUCAAGAACUAUCUAGGAGAGGGAAAGGACAGACAAGGACUGGGAUGGCAGAGCCGCACUUUUCAGGCCGCCAUGAUGGCCUGCAUCUGCGAUGAUGUCAAUUUGGCCCAUGUAUUCAACGUUUUAAGGGUAGAGGAACUCUUGGAGAACCUCGGAGACGAGCUCUCACCGAGUCAGUGCGCCAAAGUAAUGCUCGCUAUUGUCGGUGAAUUACACCUUGUGCGGCGCGACAUGCAGGUAGCAAGCAGCACCGACUCUCCAGAAUUUCUUGAGUUUAAGGAUAGAAGUGGCAAAUUCCUCCGAAAGGCUCUACAACUGCUUCUGUCCCUUAUUUCUGAAAGUGGCAGAGACCGGUUCUGCUACGUUAAGGAAGCCUUAAUCCAUCCGGAUGCCACCUGCGCGCGCCCAGGUCCCGCAGCGGCCUUUGGCAUUAGCUCACCAGCCGAUGCAGCUGUGGCAAAGGCGUGGAGGGGUCGGGAGCCAUUUCAGCUGGCGCAGGUAUUGCGGGCUGACUUGGACGCGAGUUCGUUAUACACGGCGUCUAUGUAUGCGCUGUACAAAAGGGGAGACGCGAUGUUCGAGACGCUUCUGCACAGCGGCAGCCUCCUUUCUCUGUGGCAUCGUCUGCAUGCCAUCUGUAAACGCCAAGCGGUACUUGGCCAAGAAGUAAUCAAGUGGAGUGUUGUGCGACAAGCUCCAAGACUCAACAGAUUGCGGCAGUUGAUUCUGACGCGACUUAUUCAGUGCCUUUACCAACCCCAGUAUAAACAACCUCUCGGUGGCCCUGCAACCGCCGGUGAAAAGAUGAGCAACGACGACGAAAGGGUUCUUGCAGGGCUCAUUGCAGAAAGCCUCGUUCUUUCCGUUAAAGGAAACACCUCGACGAAGAACGUAUCCUCAACCCUUCAGGGCUUUAGUAGUGGUUGCACUCGCGGAAACAAAAUCCAGCUUUGGAGCGAGGAACUGCUUGGUCCUCAUGCGCUGAGUGAAGGUUUGGUGCUAUGA